Molecule: messenger RNA, 1605 nt
Organism: Ogataea angusta
Lineage: Eukaryota; Fungi; Ascomycota; Pichiomycetes; Pichiales; Pichiaceae
Exons: 1
Coding region: 1-1605 (534 amino acids)
Biological process (GO): transcription preinitiation complex assembly; DNA-templated transcription initiation; transcription by RNA polymerase III
Cellular component (GO): nucleus; transcription factor TFIIIB complex; transcription preinitiation complex
Molecular function (GO): RNA polymerase III general transcription initiation factor activity; RNA polymerase III type 3 promoter sequence-specific DNA binding; TBP-class protein binding
Source: RefSeq, a predicted model, not a curated record
AUGGUGCCCAGGUGUAAAAACUGUGGAAGCACUGAAUUUGAACGCGAUCACAAGACUGCAUCAUCUGAUCUAGCAUGUGCCAGAUGUGGUACUGUUAUUGAGGAGAACCCAAUCGUGCUUGAGGUCACGUUUGGGGAGGCUCCGUCAGGAGCUGCCAUGCUUCAAGGAUCCAUAGUUGGUGCAGACCAGACUAGAGCAAAUUUUGGUAAUAAUCGUGGAUCUCUUGAUUCACGCGAACAAACGCUACAAAAUGGUAAGAAACGGAUCAGAAAUGUCGCUGCGGCUCUCAAGAUCAAAGACUAUAUAGCCGAUGCGGCUUGCCAGUGGUUUCAGUUGGCUCUCACCAACAACUUUGUACAAGGACGACGUUCGCAAAAUGUUGUUGCAGCGUGUUUGUAUAUUGCGUGCAGAAAGGAAAAGACGCACCACAUGUUGAUAGAUUUCUCUUCUCGUUUACAGAUAUCAGUUUAUGCAGUUGGAGCUACUUUUUUGAAGAUGGUAAAGGCUCUCCAUAUCACAUCUUUGCCUCUAGUUGACCCGUCACUUUUCAUCCAGAACUUUGCAGAAAAGCUAGAUUUUGGACGCAUGCUACCAAAGGUCAUAAACGAUGCCAUCAAGCUUGCACACCGAAUGAGCGAAGACUGGAUUCAUGAGGGGAGAAGACCUGCAGGUAUCGCUGGCGCAUGUAUUCUUCUGGCUGCGCGAAUGAACAAUUUCAGGAGAACGCACUCCGAAAUCGUUGCCGUUACGCAUAUCGGUGAAUCUACAAUCCAAAAAAGACUUAAUGAAUUCAAGAAUACAAACGCAUCGGGCUUAACAGUCGAGGAGUUCCGUGAGCGUGGUGAAGUCAAAUCUAGUCUUCCGCCCUCAUUUCAGAAAAACCGAAGAAGCGAGAAAAAACUGAAAAGCCAGUUAGAGAAAACGAGCACCGAGGAUGUUACCAAUGAUCCUGUCCUUGCUGCCAUUCUGGAAGACUCCAAACUCUCUGAGAAGGAAAUCCAGGAACAUGUCAAAAGAGUUCUCCAGCGACAGAAAAGGGAUAAAAUGCGCAAGCUGAAUGCCACUUUGGGGGAAGAGAACGAAGAGGAGGAAGAAACCAUCUCAGUCCAGGAUCUUGAAUUUGAACGAAUGAUUGAGAGGAAUCGGCCUCGAAAUCUUCUGAAGGCGCUUCCCAAGACGGAAUCCUUGCUGUCCAAAAUUCCUGAUGACCCAGAUAACCUGGACGACGCAGACGAUGAUGAAAUCAACAAUAUUCUUCUGACCGAGGAAGAAAGCAAGCUAAAGGAGCGUCUCUGGGUGGGAUCAAAUCAAGAAUUUUUGCUGGCUCAAGAAACAAAGCGUCUCAAAGAAGAUGCAGACAGAAUCGCAGGCCACAACCAACAUCCGAAGAGAAGAAAACGUUCCACGAAAAUUGAAGAUAAGGGUAACGAUCUAAAGAGCGAAUAUGGGGAGUACUUAUCAGGUGCCUCUUCACACCUGGGUUUGACGGCCGCCUUGAACCAGGAACUUUCAGCUGCUGAUAGCGCUAAAAGCAUGCUGAAAAACAAAUCCCUGAGUAAGAAGAUCAACUAUGAAGCAGUCAACGAGCUGUUUGAUGAUAACUAG